CACACUGCUCUGCUAUUGGCCCGCUCUGAUAACACCUGCGAUUAUCUGCUGUUUUGACUGAAUUAUCACCACCAUACCAUAAUGUCUCACUGUCCGGGUCUAUAAAGUGCGUUUCGUCCUAAUCUCAAGCCUGUUGGUUGUGUGAUGAGGUGGGUUGAGAUAGCAGUGGUCAGCAGCAGAUCUCUCCUCUCGGUAUCAGUGUCAGGAAAACACGCGCAUUUGCUCCAGUGGAGGAGACACGUGUGUGACAGCGGCGCGCGGCAUCACUGCACACUCAUGGCAGAAGAAGCUAAAAAGCUAGCAGCCUAUGCUGCUGUCGACAACCAUAUAAAGAACAAUCAGGUAGUUGGUGUGGGCAGUGGCUCAACUAUUGUCUAUGCUGUGGACAGACUGGCUGAAAAGUUAAGACAGGAAAAGCUGAACAUUGUGUGUGUUCCCACAUCAUUCCAGGCCCGUCAGCUGAUUCUGCAACACGGUCUCACUCUGUCAGAUUUAGACAGACAUCCUGAGCUGGAUGUUGCGAUUGAUGGAGCUGAUGAAGUGGAUGCUGAUUUGACUCUGAUAAAGGGAGGAGGGGGAUGCUUGGCCCAGGAGAAGAUCGUGGCUGGUUGUGCCAAACAUUUCAUUGUCAUAGCAGACUAUAGAAAGGACUCUAAGGCCUUAGGCCAGCAGUGGAAGAAGGGUGUGCCAGUGGAGGUCAUUCCCAUGGCGUAUGUGCCCGUGUCCAGAGCCAUUGCCAGCAGGUUCGGAGGAGAAGCUGUGCUGAGGAUGGCUGUCAGUAAAGCGGGCCCUGUGGUUACUGAUAAUAGUAACUUCAUCCUGGAUUGGAAGUUUGAGAAUCCUCAGAACUGGAAAGAAGUCAACAAGGCCAUCAAGAUGAUCCCAGGUGUGGUUGAGACUGGCUUGUUUGUGGGGAUGGCUGAGAGGGUCUACUUUGGAAUGGAGGAUGGGAGUGUGAAGGUUAGAGACCCUCCGGUCAACUAAGAAGAAACUUUCUCUGCUUAUAUGACAGACCAGCCUGCACACCUCACGUGCCGUUUAGAUACACAGACUCCGGCAGCUCUUUCUCUACGGUUUUACGGUACACAAACCACCACUGUCCUGUAAGAGGCAUCUGAUCAGGACACUUCCCAUAAUCUUAUCGUGGUGUGUACAUGAAAUGUGGCAUUUUAUGCACCAGUGCCACAUUAGCUGGAUCAUUUUUCUCUCAUACUGUCUAAGUCUGUCUAUGAUGAGUCUGCGGUGAUGUUCUGUGUGUUUUUUUGCCUUCUGUACUGCUUUAUGUUGUCAUACUGUACCAUGAAAGUUGUCUUGCAUUGAUGUACUAUGAAUAUUAUGUGUAUUACAUCUGUGCCUCUUUGUCAUAAAGCAUAUAUUUAGAAUAGCUGCUGUUGGCCUUAAAAAUUCAUGCCUUUAAAGUCUGACAGUAGAGCUCACACAAUCACCUUAGUCUGUUCUAUGAGGUUCUUCAAAGUUAUUGUAAUCAUUGAGUCUGGCUUGUUUUGGUAUGUAUUGUCAGAUCUCCUCCGAUGACCAAACACGAGAUCUCAGAUCUUUCUUGUAGCCUUCACCCGUAUACAUUGGUUAGUUUUGUUCAGCUGUCAGACAUUUCAGAGCAUUCAGCAUCUGAACAAACUACACUAUUUGGAGGGAUGAAACUCUUCUCAGCUUUAGGUUUUGAUUUUGUGUCAUUUGUGCCUGUGGCCAUGAAGCAAGUGUUUGUAGGAUGAAAAAGUGUGUUUGCGGCUCAACUGAACUCGAGCAGGCCUUAUUUUUCACAUUUUUGUUAAUGGAGUUUCUCCACAGAGGUCACUGUGAGUUGUGGGUGUCGUAAUACUUUUAAAACCAGCUUAUUGUUUUACUCUCCCAAUUUUACUGUGAUGCUGAAUGGAAAUUUAAAAUGUUGUACUCUGGAUUCUGAAUUCAAUAUUAAAACAGGACCAAACAGUGAA
Molecule: messenger RNA, 1952 nt
Organism: Triplophysa rosa
Lineage: Eukaryota; Metazoa; Chordata; Actinopteri; Cypriniformes; Nemacheilidae
Gene: rpia
Product: ribose 5-phosphate isomerase A (ribose 5-phosphate epimerase)
Exons: 9
Coding region: 145-984 (279 amino acids)
Biological process (GO): D-ribose metabolic process; pentose-phosphate shunt, non-oxidative branch
Cellular component (GO): intracellular membrane-bounded organelle
Molecular function (GO): ribose-5-phosphate isomerase activity
Source: RefSeq, a predicted model, not a curated record